Zophobas morio is the source of this 3635-nucleotide messenger RNA. RefSeq names its product E3 ubiquitin-protein ligase RBBP6-like. NCBI's taxonomy places the organism in Eukaryota, Metazoa, Arthropoda, Insecta, Coleoptera, Tenebrionidae. The coding region runs from base 76 to 3360 and encodes 1094 amino acids. The transcript has a single exon. The record is from RefSeq and is a predicted model, not a curated record.
AAUUGUCUUAGAGCAGAAGUGUUAGUACGAUUUAUGCAUUUCAGUGGCUAACAUCCGUCACAAGAGCAUGGCACAAUGCUAAUAAAUCAGCUAAUCUGUUGUGUACUGUUCUCCGCAGUGACUGUAUAUAGUGAUUCUAGUGAUAAUCGCGAUAAACGGACUAUAGGCAGCUGGUUAGUGAAUAUAGGGGAUGUUUUUGGCUACGAUGUGCACAAAAGGCCUGCACUGGUGCGCUCCCCAGUGACCUUAUUGGCAGGGGCAAUUCCUGCUGUAGCUCCUGCUGUAGUGGCCUCUCCGGUAGAAGCCAUCGGACCGGUUUUGGCUCAGCAGCGAAAGUUGCCUGGACCGGCGCCUCCACCAGCUGCACCUGCACCUGCUCCGGCUCCGGCUCCGGCUCCGGCUCCGGCUCCAGCUCCAGCUCCAGCUCCAGCUCCUGCUCCGGCACCAGCUGCUGCCCCCGCUGCUGCCCCUCAGUUACUAACAGAAGCCAUCAGAAAAACGUUUAGCGUUAAUUUCAAUUGGGGCAAAAAUGUGCAAACUUUACCACCUCCGGGUAAAGCAGCACCAGUUUUAGUGCCCAUAGCUUUUCCAGCUCCAGCUCCUGCUCCCGCACCUGCUCCUGCUCCUGCUCCUGCUCCUGCUCCAGCUCCGGCUCCAGCCCCGGCUCCCGCUCCACGACCGCCGCCGCCACCACCAAGACCAGCUGCACCUCCAGCUCGUCCGGGAGCGCCGCCGAAGCCUCCUAUGAAGGUGCAACUCUACAAGGAUUAUGACUACGAAAAUGAGAAGAUAACGGUGACGAAUCCACAGAAGCCGCAAAGCGAAGACGAUAAGGAUUACCCUAAAUUAGAUCAACCUCAGAAGGUCCAAAUUGAAUUUCCGGAUUAUUCGGCAACGGACUACGGGUCUGAGAAACGGGAGGUUAAUUAUGAUUAUCUUCAUUCCAAGGAAAAGUUUAAAGAAGGGUUUAAAAACUUUUGGGAAAGUUCACCGUAUACUCAUGAACACGGCUACAAGUUCUUAGCUCCGGAAGAACCGGAAAAAGAAAACUUUCAGCAGGAUGUACCCAAAGAGUCGAAAUAUGAGGAGUACAGUUUAAAACCUAAACACCACAACAGUGUUCGAAGUUUGGAAAGUCCUAAAACAUACAUUUACUCUCAUGGCUUAAAUAUUGAUGAAUUACCUCAAGGGAUGAUGGAUGUUCAUGGAGCACUGAAUGACGACUUAACGCCACUGAACAGUGAAUUGCAGAAACAUAUUUUAGAUUACUAUAGAAGAAAAUUUGCCUCCGAUGCUGCUAGUAAACAAGAAAAGGUUAAUAGGUACACCACCACUGACAAUAUUCAACCCGAUUUUAUUGCACCAGACAAACAUGGUCUUAAUUUGCAACGACUAAACAAAAUAAUCCAAAGAGGAAAAGAUAACUAUUACAAAUUUGAAAAUUUAAGAAACCCUGUUGUGAGAUCCGGAGAAUACGACGAAGUUCCCAGCCGACUCGGGAAUGUGAGAAACAGGUACCAAGAGUCUGAAAAUUUGAAGAAUUUGGAACAACAAGAACAAGUUGACAAAAGUCCAGUAGUCUAUGAAAAUCUUAAAAAACCACUACCCAAAGAUGUUGAACAGAUACCCAAAGUUCAAAAUAAGAAGAAUCGAAAUUCAGAAAAAGAAGAUCAUGAUAAAGAAAAAACACCUGAUAUAAACUUCGACGAAUUAGAUUUACACCCCGAAAAGGAAAUCGAAAAUAUAGAUUUUUCAUCUCCAACGAAAACGCCGAAUAUAGAAACUUCUAAAGAAGAAAGACAGGACUAUUUUAAAGAACUUGAGAAAGCUAUCGACGACGAAAUAGGAGCACGCCUGCAAAAAAAUAAUGAAAAGUACGAGAACAUCAAAGACGAUUUAUUACACAAGCCAAAUAACAAAGAUACCGAUGAAAAAUUGAAAUCUGUAAAUAAACCAACCCCUAUAAAAAUUGAAGAUGUUGAAGAAACAGAAAAUUUUGAUUAUGAAAUGUUACCACAUUUAAGAGGAGAUGAUAAGCAAACUGAUGACAUAAAAGAAGAAACGUCGGAAAAGGCUGAUACAAAAAGCGACGAACCUGAAAAGUCAGAUAGUAAAUCUGAACCGAAUAUUGACGAACACGAUAAACAGUUCGAAAAUAUCAAACAAGAAUUCACAGACCGCCAUAAACAAUUUUCGGAGCAAUUGCCCCAACAAGAACAAGCUUCGAACAAAGAUUUGCUAUCAUUCCAGGAUGUUGAUGGAACUCUGUAUGAAGAAACUGCACCCUAUCAUCAGACAGAGUACGAAAAUCCAGACAAAGAAGCCGAGGACGAAGCGCCAACUUACGAUUUUGAAGGAGCAAAAAAAGAACUGGAACAACAAGUGAACAGCCAACAUUUUUCUGGAUACCAAAAUGACGAUAACGAUAAAUUUAAAAUCUACUUUGACUAUGAUGUCGGCACUGAACAAAAACUGCCCUUCUACACGGGCGAUAUCGAGGGUUACGUAAAGCACGAAUUCGAAAACGACAAGAAAAACUUGAAACAGAAAACCGAAGAUAAUCUGGAAAAUUAUUAUAAAAGUUUAGAAGAAGGCAAUAACGAAGAAGAAGAAGAAAGUGACAACAGAGAAUACGACCCUGAGCGCGAAGUAGAAGAAGAUGAAGAUGCUAAUAUAGAACAUGGUGAAGUGCAAGAAGAAGCCGAACCAAGAAGACAGAAAGAAGAUGCCAAACCUGAAAAAAAGGAAACAACAAAAGUAUCCGCCAAGAAACAGCCGGUUACGUUCAAAGUUAUCCCUUUUGCUGAGAAAACAGAAUCACAAGCGGCGCCAGAUUUCCUAUCAAAUAUAAAUCAUGCGAAUGCGUUUUUAAGCGUCCCGAACUAUUUUGGUGAGCAUAAACAUGCGAAUUCUGGAUUCGAUCAAAAUUUUGAAAAAAACUUUCCUGUGAAGGAAAUUCAGGCGGCUUCGAAAAACACGGAAGUUAUCCAACCUCUUCAUUCGGGAAUAAUUUCCGUGGGAGCUUUACAAGAACUGCAUAAGAGUAACAAGCCUUUAACUAUUCCUUUCGAUUUUGACUACAGCGCGUCUGAAGUGAAGGAGAGGAAAACCAAAAUUGUUAUUGAUAACGAACCAGCUGCAAGUGAGUACACUGGUUAUGAAAAUUAUUAUAUUCCUGAAAAGUAUACAGAAGAAUAUACUUAUACAGUUCCAGAGCCGACGCCAAUUGAUUACGCCAAAUUAGAGGCAAAGGAUUUUGUAGAUGACGAUAAACUUUCGAAAAACGCUAAAGUUUUUAGUAAAGUAUCUGGGAGGAAACAUGCUAGUUUGACCAUCAACGGAGAAUCUUAUCCACUCUAGAGAUAAUUAGCAAAAAUUAGUUUAAUUUAUUGUCGGUUAGACCAAAUAUUGUUAGUAGAUUUUAGACAAUGGAAACGUUGAAAGAGUUUUGUAAUCGUUCCUUAUAUUUUGAUAUCGUUGCACUGUUUUAUAAAAAAUUACGUAAAUGUUAAAAAUAGAUAAAUAUAUUGAAAAAAUAAGUUAAUAUUUGUAAGUUACGACACAUUAUUGCGCUUAAAUUUCUUAUGCUUGUUAACUAUUUGUAUAAUGUUGGUUGUAAUAAAGUUUAAAAAACA